Molecule: messenger RNA, 1149 nt
Organism: Nematostella vectensis (starlet sea anemone)
Lineage: Eukaryota; Metazoa; Cnidaria; Anthozoa; Actiniaria; Edwardsiidae
Exons: 4
Coding region: 129-674 (181 amino acids)
Biological process (GO): transcription by RNA polymerase II; transcription initiation at RNA polymerase III promoter
Cellular component (GO): nucleus
Source: RefSeq, a predicted model, not a curated record
GUAUGGAACGCCUUGUAAGAACGAACUUCGUGUGAGCUAUUUACUUACGGAAUGCCAAGAGACUUUGCUCGUUUUGUAGGAUGCUGAAUUUUAAAAAAAUUAAAACUUCAAAUCAAGGGAUACCAUAGAUGGCUAGUAUUCUAAAGCAACAGCUUUUGACGGAAGAAGAAGCGUUUCUACGGAAGAUGCAAUUCAAACUGAACGAACAGCUAGGCAGAUUGAAAGUCGAAGAAGCGACUUUACUGGAGCUACUGUCCACUCAACAACCCAAAGAAAUGGUAUCCCAACACAGUCAACGGGGCAUAACUACUGGUAGUAACUCAAAUGAUAUCAAUCAAGCUGAUAGUAAUACCCCCAACGGCUUUUCUGAUACUUCAAGCCAAGGCGAAACUACUAAAUUACCAAGUGGCAAUGUGUUGAUUGGAGGAAACCAUUGCAUAGCCAGCCUAGACGAGACUGCACAUGGGCUAUCCGUUGCUCCUGAUGAAUUGUUAAAACAGCAUCCAAGUACAGCUACACUAUUCAGCUCUCAAGUACAGAAAUCUGGAACAGAUCUGCCUGUGACAGAUGACAUUACUACAGUUAAUCAAACCCCACUGGAAAAUUUACAGCCCAUUUCUUUGACGUGUGAGAUGACUGAAAAUGUUGAAGAGAUUGAAGAGGAGAUGGAGUAGUUGACAUGCCUGUCCUUAAAAUGGUCAGCACCAUGGACUCAUCACACGCUCCCUCUCCCGUGGAAGGAAGGGGGAAGCUGUUUGGGUGUAGGGUUGUCGCCAAGGGUCAGUAACCCUGACCCUGUUUAGGACAGAAUACCUCAAAUAACAUAUACCCUAUUUAAGACAAGAAAACAAUUUUCAUAUGCUGUUAAGGACAAAAAAAAAUCAUAUUCUGUUUAGGCCAAAGGAUUAUGAUAAAAAGGCUUGAUGUCAUUCUACUUCCCUGUGGAAGCACGAUAAAUCGGGACCCUGUUCAGGACAGAUAGGCACAAAGUAAAUACCCUGCUUAGGGUAAGGGAGGGUAGGAGAUCACAUGAUUUAUAAUAUUUAAGCCACAUUUUUUUACUCCUAUAUUGUAAGAAUACUAUGUGCCAUUACAUGAAUCUUGUCACUGUAUAUAUUAUUUGUAUAACUCAAAAACCCUUUUGUGUUU